GAAAUCACGUGUGCACCCCCGGAAGAGGCGGGACUGAGCUGGUGACAUCAAGGACUGCUGAGGGAAGAAGGUGGAGAGUGGUAGCGGUGGAAUCAGAUGGAACUUUAACCAAUAACACGUUGGAGAUAUUUCAUAAUCCUGUCGUAAAAGAUGGAGGAUAAAGUUGAUCACGAUGGGCUACGUAAUAAGCGGCGUGUGAGGAAAAGGCGGCCUGCUAGGAAAGCAUCUGCUGAAAGAGAAACCACCUCCCGUGGCACCGUAACUGCACCCGGCCACCGGGUGAAAGAAGAAGUGUCCUCUGGGGAAGAAGACGCUUACGGGAAAGGAGAAGAUGUGUCCUACAGGGAAGUAGACACAUCUGGGAACGGAGAAGAACAUGUGUCCUCCAGGGAAUCCGAUACGUCUGGGAAAGGAGGAGAACAUGUGUCCUCCAGGGAAUCCGAUGCGUCUGGGAAAGGAGAAGAACGUGUGUCCUCCAGGGAAUCCGAUGCGUCUGGGAAAGGAGAAGAACAUGUGUCCUCCGGAGAAGACGACGCAACUUCUGGGGGUAAAGAUCUGGGGAAUACGAAGACUGUUCUCGUCCAAAACCCUCCUGUGACUCGGCACAAACAGAAACGUCGCACGUCCAAGUUUGCCGUAGUCCGAUCCAAAGAGAUCUCGGAGGACCUCCGGAAACAAGUGGUUGAAGCUCAUAAUAGUGGUAAAGGUUACAAAAAGAUUGCCAAAAACUUGGAAAUGAACCUGUCCACAGUCAAAGGGAUCAUUUCCAAAUGGAAAAAAUUCAGCACGGUGGCCACUCUUCCUAGGAGCGGGCGUCCUACAAAGAUCAGCGCACAGGCACGCAACACAAUCCUCAAACACAUAAGGGACAACACUAGGGUGACGGCAAAAGACCUGAAGGCAUCUCUGGCACUUGCUAACAUCAACGUUCAUGAGUCUACUAUUAGGAAAACGCUGAACAAGUGGUGUUCGAGGGACUUUACCAUGGAGGAGGAGGACACUGCUGUUCAACAAGAAAAAUGAGGGCCUGCCUCAGUUUUUCUGAAGACCACCUGGGUCUUUCACAGCCCUAAUGGAACAAUUUUCUACAUUAAGCUGUUUUUUAACAUAUGUAUAGCAUAUAGAACACCAAAUAUUCACCCAAACUGUGAAGCAUGGUGGAGGAAGCUUCAUAGAUUUGUUGCCUCAUAGCACUGAUCUGUUGAGGGACCAAUGAAAGUUGUAUUGUAUCGUCAUGUUCUUCUGCAGAAUGUCUCGGUAUCUGCAGAGGAUCUGCAUUGAUAGUGAUUCAAAACACAAGAAAAUUUAAAGAAGACAUAAUCCCUAAGACCCCU
Messenger RNA from Rana temporaria (common frog), 1334 nucleotides. RefSeq lists its product as uncharacterized. NCBI's taxonomy places the organism in Eukaryota, Metazoa, Chordata, Amphibia, Anura, Ranidae. The record is from RefSeq and is a predicted model, not a curated record. The transcript is spliced from 2 exons. Bases 151 to 1023 code for a protein of 290 amino acids.